CAAUCUGCUUUCAGUCUCUAUGGCUUUGCCUGGUCUGUGUAUUUCAUAUAAAUGGAAUCAUACAAUAUGUGCUCUGUUGUGUCUGGCUUCUGUCACCCAGCAUCAUAUUUUGGAAGUUCAUCCACACUGUAGACCAUUGCUGUCCUCGUUUCCAAAGACUCUCUCUACUGCUUCCUUUGGGGCAAGGGUCUCCUCGGCCCACAACUCCCUGAGCUGCAUGGGAGCUAUGCUGGGGCCUUGGAUUCCCCGAUAGUGCCCUUCAAUCCCCCUGACACUCAAAUAAACAUCCAAAGCCUAGUCAGAUGGGGAUCCAUGCUAUUCUAUGUGAGACCCAUCUAUUGUCAGGUCACUAGGGAUCUUUCUGGAAGGUGAGAACUUCUUCACUGCCAGGUCAGUUCCAAGAAGGCAAAAUAUUUGCUGAGGAAUGAAUGAAUGAAUGAAUGGGUGAAUCAGGCAACCCAAAGGCACCCUCAACACGGAGCUAGACUUCCCCCAUCAGACCUUGUCUUUGUCUUCAUAUCUCAUCUUCUUCUGACGACCAGAAUAAGUUUCUGUUCCCAAAGAACACAGGAUGUACCAGUUCUGCCUUCUAGCUAUUCUCAGUCUCUCAUGAUGCAAUGCCACCCUUUGAGAAAACUGGCCAAGAGCCAUCCUUGUGGUGCAACCUUCCCUCACCAACCUCUAUGUGUUCCACAGGCUGACGCCACUACCCUACCUACAGGAAGGUAUUCCAGGUUCAAGGGCACUGUCUGCUAAGAUACCUCCAGGCAGCCAGAGGCCAAUAGAAGGCUGGUUUUGGGACCUAUGUAAGAUGCUAAACAUCCUGGCUUCUGCAGCACCUGCCAACUUUGGGCUCCCUGUUGCUGGAGAGCUCCCAAGAGCUAUCCCAAGGUAGAUUUAUGACACACCCGCCCCCACCAACCCAAAAAAGUGACAAACAACAGAGCAGCCUCCCUUUAAAGAGGGGCAGCAGGAUGGAAAGCAGACACAGCCAGGACCAUGAUGCUGUCAACUGUCCUGUUUCUCGGUGUCCUCAUUGGCCUCUUGCUACUCUGGGGUCACCCAACCUCCCGGGGAUGCCUCCCUCCAGGACCUUGGCCUCUGCCCUUCCUGGGGAACAUUUUGCAAAUAGACCACCAGGGCUUUCUCAAGACCUUCCAGUUGCUGCAGAAGAAAUACGGGGAAGUCUUCACAGUCUACCUGGGACCCCGGCCUGUUGUCAUCCUGUGUGGGUACAAGGCAGUGAAAGAGGCUCUGGUGGAUCAAGCUGAGGCUUUCUCUGGCCGAGGACACAUCGCCAUCAUCGAUCCCUUCUUCAAGGGGAGAGGUGUGGCCUUUGCCCAUGGAAAGUCUUGGAAGGUCCUUCGGCAGUUCUCUCAGCUCACCAUGAGAGAGUUUGGGAUGGGGAAGCAGAGCAUUGAGAAGCAAAUCCAGGAGGAGGCUCAGCGUCUGGUAGAGGAGCUCCAGAAAUCCCAGGGGGCCUAUCUGGAUCCCACCUUCUUCUUUCACUCCGCCAUGGCUAACAUCAUCUGUACUAUCAUCUUUGGACAGUGCUUCAAUAACCAGGACCCUGGAUUCCUACGGUUGCUACAUUUAAUGAAUGAUAUCUCCGAUCUUUCCAGCUCUUUCUAUAGCCAGAUGUUUGAAGUCUUCUCCGGCAUCCUGAAAUACUUUCCGGGCAUCCACAGGGACGUGUACAGCAAAGUCCAAGAAAUUGAAGAUUUUGUCAUUAAGAACAUCCAGAGGCACCAGGAAAUGCUGGACCCCAGCGCCCCAAAGGACUUCAUCGAUUCCUUCCUGGUCUGCAUGGACAAGGAGAGCUCUGAUCCUGAGAGCGAGUUUCACUUUAAGAACCUUGUCUACACGGUUGUCUCGCUGUUUCUCGCCGGCACAGAGAGCUCCAGCAACACUCUCUUGCAUGGAUUUGUACUCCUUCUUAAGAACCCUGAUGUUGUAGAGAAAGUCCAGGAGGAGAUUGACAGAGUGAUUGGCUCACACCAUCUCCCAGCCCUUGAAGAUCGGGCGAAAAUGCCUUACACAGACGCCGUCAUCCAUGAAAUUCAGAGAUUCAGUGACAUCCUCCCCCUUGGUGUUCCGCGCUGUGUCAUCAAGGACACUCACUUCCGGGGAUAUCAUAUCCCUAAGGGCACCACUGUGUAUCCCUUCUUGAGCUCUGUCCUCCAUGACCCAUGCCACUUUGAGAAGCCAGAAACGUUCCACCCUGGCCACUUCCUGGAUGCGGAGGGCAACUUCAGGACGCAGGAGACCUUUAUCCCAUUCUCCCUAGGAAGACGCUUCUGCCUGGGUGAGAGCCUGGCCCGCUCGGAGCUCUUCCUGUUCUUGACCUCUGUGCUACAGAACUUCACCUUGAGAUCUCCCAAGGCCCUGGAAGAUAUUGAUAUCACUCCCCGGAGGAAUGGGCUGGGAAAAAUGCCCCCUGAGUUCCAGCUCUGCUUCCUGCCCCGCCAGGGAGUGGCACCAAGGGAAUUGGGGCCAUGAACCGUAAGACUCAGGCUCAGCUGCGGCAGGUGGCCAGAAGGAAAGCUGUGGAAGCUGAUUUGUGUGGGAUGGAGGUUGUUCAAGAGCCAUUGAUGGGCCAGCCCAGGCAUCCUCCAGUAGGGGUGAGAUUGGGUUGCUGGCACUAAACUCAUGGGGAAUCAGUGGGAGUGGAAGAUGGAACAGAGAGAGCCAGGUAGAAACUACUGCCUUUUAGAACCUUGCCUUGGAAGUCUGGUAUGCAUUCCACUGGCCAGGGCAGCUACAAAUUCCACCCAGAUUCCAGAGGAGGAGAAAGAAGUGACAUUGAAUAACCAACAAUUCACAUACUUAACAAAGCAGGAGACCAUCAACAAACAUGCACCUAUUUACAAAUUACUACUUAGGGUACCCAGGACCUUACACUGUGUCAGAGACUUUGCCUCUUGUCAGUAAUUUAUUUUAAAUUAUGUAUCAGUCUAUUUAUCUUUCCAAAAUGUAAAGUGUUUUGCAGUUGAAGAGCACUUUAUAAUUACAGAGGUAUUUGAUGUGGACAGAUUAUUUUGCAUUUAAAAAUAUUGUUUGCCUUUAGCAAAACUCUUUGAGGCAGAGUGUUCUGUAGUAUACAGAACUCCUUGUUGUUUACAGAACAUUCUGUAGUUUUUAAGUAGUUUGACAUUUACAAAGCACUUUACCACUUACAAAGAUUCCAAAUGGCACAUGGGAUAGAGUAUUUGUAAAUACUGCACUUGGUCUAUACAGCAUUUUGUAACAUAAAAAUUUUUCUGUUUACAAAAGAUCUUAGCAGAGUGGCAGGGUGCAUUGUAAUAAAGUGAUUUUUUUUCCAUUUGACAAAGUGCAUAUUUAGUAAUUCCUUUGUAGCAUUCACAGAGAAGUUGUCAUUCAUGAAGGGCUUUAUUUCUACCUAUAGUACAAGUCAAAAUAGAACAGCACUUAAUUAAGGUUUAAAAAUAAAGCCCUUGGGCAGUUUACAAAUCCUCCAGGUUUCAUCUGAUGUUAGGAUGCUGAGAUGGUGAUUAGGCAGCAAAUCAGGGAGAUGUCUCUGCCCAAUGGGAACUGACAUCAAGUCGGGGAGAAAAUUAAAAAAUAAAAUCAUAGCAGACAGUGAUGAGCGCUAUGAAGAGAGCUCAGAACUGAUGAAGAUAGGAAAUGAAUAGGAAGAAGUGGGGAGCAAAUUCAGAGCAACAGUGUUCAGUCACAGAACACUGCAAAAGACCUCCCAAACCAACCAGUUAUUUAUAAGGUGCUUUCCUGCUUACAAAGCACUUUUGAAGUCACCAUCACACUUGAUUCUUAAGAUAGCUUUGGGAGACGAGUAAAUAUUAUGAGUAAAUAUCAUAAACUAUUUUUUACUUAUUAUUUUUUUAGAGAGGGCGGGGGGAGGGCCAGAGAGAGAGAAUCUUAAACGGGCUCCAUGCUGGGCUUGUGGCUCAAUCCCACGACCCUGAGAUCAUAACCUGAGCCAAAAUCAAGAGUUGGAUGCUUAACCAACUGAGCCACCCAGGUGUCCCAUAAGUUGCAUUUCUUUUCUUUUCAAGAUUUGAUUUAUUUAGGGCAAGAUUUUACUUCUUUAGGACCCCCCUUGGGUCCCCUCCCUCCUUGGGAUCUUUGUAUGAUCACUGUUGUCACUCAAAAAACCUUGCUUUGUUGCUGCCCACUAAAAAAAUAUAUAGAUAUAGAUGAUAUAGAUAUAGAUAUAGAUAGAUAUAGAUAUAGAUAUAGAUAUAUUUACUUACUUAUUUGAGAGGGAGAGCGAGCAAGCACAAGCAGGAGGAGGGGCAGACAGAGGGAGAAGCAGACUCCCCGCUGAGCAAGGAGCCCGAUGUGGGCUCGAUCCCAGAACCCUGGGAUCAUGACCUGAGCCAAAGGCAGAUGCGUAUCCAAUUAAGCCACCCAGGCAUCCCUGGAAAUUGGGUUUAGGUAAGGUCAUGUGGGUGGAGCCCCCAGGGUGAGAUUAGAGCAUUUAUAAGAAGGGGAAGUAGAAUGCCUUGGUGGCUCAGCCAGUUAAGUGUCCAACUCUUGGUUUUGGCUUCAGGUCAUGAUCUCAGGGUUGUGAGACUGAGCCCCAUGUUCGGCUCUGAGCUCAAUGCAGAGUCUACUUAAAGAUUCUCCCUCUCCCUCUGCCUCUCCUCCCCGUGUGUGCCCUCUCUCUCUCUAAAAUAUAUAAAUGAAAUCUUUUAAAAAAAGAAGAAGAAGAAGACGAGGAAGAGAUAGCAGGCACCAUGUACCCUCUCCCCACCAUCUGACAAUAGUGGGAGAAGGCAGUGUCUGUAAGCCAGAAGCUGCUCACUGAGAAAAGGAUCCAUCAGCAUGGAUCUUGAUCUGGGACUUCCUAUCCUCCCGAACUGUGAUAAAUAAAUGUGUUUAACCCA
Molecule: messenger RNA, 4868 nt
Organism: Mustela lutreola (European mink)
Lineage: Eukaryota; Metazoa; Chordata; Mammalia; Carnivora; Mustelidae
Product: cytochrome P450 2B11-like
Exons: 10
Coding region: 1000-2499 (499 amino acids)
Biological process (GO): xenobiotic metabolic process
Cellular component (GO): intracellular membrane-bounded organelle; cytoplasm
Molecular function (GO): oxidoreductase activity, acting on paired donors, with incorporation or reduction of molecular oxygen, reduced flavin or flavoprotein as one donor, and incorporation of one atom of oxygen; heme binding; iron ion binding
Source: RefSeq, a predicted model, not a curated record